CGAUGCUAGUCAACGACAUGUCAUCGUUGGAGGGCUUUGACAUGUUCGUUCGGUCUGGCUAGGAGCGUGUGGUUCUGUCAAACACGAGUGCUUUCAGGGCGGAAACUGGUUUGAAUGAAGGAGGGAUCGUAUGCUCGAUCGGCGGCAUGUCAUCGUUGGACCUUGGCAUGCUCGCUUGGUUCGGCGAUGGUCCUCGGGUUUCUCUUUUCAAAAUGGGCAGGUCAUUGGUUCAUGGGAAUGGGGUUAUGGUUCCUUUUUCAAAACUGGGAUGGUCACUAGGUUCGGGGGAUUGUUUUAUGGGUUUAUGGGUACGGGGUUUUCAUGGGAAUGGGUCUGCGGAUGGGAUUUCACUAAUUACAUAUGGUUAACCUACUUGUUGCUCCCUGUUUAUCAUGGCUCGCGCCUUGCGAGUGUCAAAGGUGUGCUUUAGUGAUGAUAGCCUAUGUUUAAUUGUAUGCCUG
Messenger RNA from Eremomyces bilateralis CBS 781.70, 461 nucleotides. RefSeq lists its product as uncharacterized. Lineage: Eukaryota; Fungi; Ascomycota; Dothideomycetes; Eremomycetales; Eremomycetaceae. The transcript has a single exon. The coding region runs from base 131 to 430 and encodes 99 amino acids. The record is from RefSeq and is a predicted model, not a curated record.